AUGCUGCCUGCGGGAGUAGACGAAGACUUUGGCAUAUCGUACGAAAAAAGCUCUUCCAAGUUUGAAUCAACACGAUUUAGGUCUUCACGCCGAUCGAAAAAAGUUUUCCAUGCGAGUUCCCCUAGGGAAAAAUUGCCUGCAGAUCCAUUGCCUUGUAAGCGUGUGUAGCAAGACAAGCACUUGUGUGUGGCAUCCUCACUCUGCGUCACAAGUUUACACUGAAGCAGUUUUUUCUUACGAUAGUAUAACACUCUCGACGCCACCCCCGUCGCGUCGAUUGAGAACAUUCGGUACGACAGCAGAACAGGGCAGAUCAUCGUGAAAACACCCUCCGACGAGAGGCAGGUUUCUGCAGCCGGGGGGACGAACAACACCAAUCUGGUUGCGCCCGCUUCGUCCUCGUCGAAAAUGGCGGAGGAUAUCGGGUUUUUUUCAUCCUACCACGACAGGGAUCCAGCAGGAGGCUCGAGAUCCGACGACCAUUUGGUUCCUGACAUUGCUGCCGCGCAGGCACGCCAGGCGCCAACGUCAACGAAGCCGAAGGAGCCCUUGGUAAGAAGCAAUGGAAUGUUUAUCACGCAAACAUGUUUAUCACGCAAACUGUGCGGUCAAGUUGCGAGUGCUAUGGGCAGUGUCGCGUACGCGACUGAUUUGUACAACAAUUUUAACUACGAGGAUAUGUUGGCAACUACAGACGCGGCCGCGCAGGAUAAGGAAAACAAUACGUCCUCCGCACAACAUACAACGAUCGACAGCCUCGCCAGCAUUGCCGUAGCCGCAGCGGCAAAAGCAAAAACUAGUGAGAAAAAUGGAAAGAACGACACGGCGGCCACGACCUCGAAAGUGUCAAUUUUCGACUCCACAAAAGCCCUCGCCCCCAACGUGGCUACGUCCAAAGCGGCAGCGCCGGCCAAGGCCCGGCAGCAAAAUUACCUGCAAAAGCUGACCUAUGCAAAGGAAAAGAGCAGCAGCUCCUGCGAGGUGGACAACAGCGCCGAACAAACGACGAAAGCGAGUGUAGCAGGGACUUGCGGCGGCGCCGUUUCAUCCUCGAGGCCCGUGACCAAAGCGUCGCCGCAGCCCGUGAGUAAGGCCGCGGCGUCCAUCUCGCACAGGAUACUGUCGGGCAGUAAUACAAACAGUAAAAGUGGGUCGUGUCUUAUGCAGUGCAAAAGUGUAAAAUCGCUAUCGCACACGCAGGCGCAGGCGCGCCAGGAUUUGAUGAAAAAGUACAUCGAGAGUUCAUUUGCAAUUAAUGCAAUUUGUUGGGUCGCUUGUAUAUGAUUCUAUUUCUAAUUCUACGUACUUUUACAUCAGUUGAAAAGAGUUCUGUCAUGUGAUACGACUUUUAGAAGAAGGAAGCGUGCGAUAGUACAACUUUUGCUCGGGAUGUUCCUGUUCAAUGAGUUGGGGAAGAAUUCCGGUGCUUCUACUUCAGUCCAGACGAUGGCCAAGAGCAAGUCGGCUAUGGCCACAUCUCGCUGUAUGCCUGGAGCUGGACAACCACAUGUCAGGUUUGACGACCUGCGUUUGAAAUCAAGCGGCUACGGGGGAGCAGCUGGGGCUUCUGCAGUAAGAAGUCUUCAAGCAGCUGCUUCAACGUCAACCCCUAGCGGCGCCUUCGGAUAUCAAAAUUCUCAAAAUAGCACGACGACGGCGAAUGGCGGCAUCACUGGUGUUCCCAACGUAAGGGCCGCAGGGGGUGUCGGGGCCAGCAACGUAAAUAUGCACCCGGGCACGUCGUGGGGUAGGACCGCAACGGCCGGCGCGACAAACCUAUUCACCAACCACCGCAACAAAGACUGUCCUUCUGCUUCGGCGAGGUCUGCAGCCGCGGCCCCGAGCGAGCAGUACCUCAUCGCGACGAAACAGCAACGGGCUACUUCAUCUUCUGCGGGCCAACACCAGCCGUCGAAGUUGCUCGUGCCGCUGGCGGCAGCGACUGCCGCACCCUCUCCGGUGCCGCGACUGCAACCGGGGCAAAAUCCUGUUGACACGCUGAAGCAGCAGUCCGCUGUAGUAUGUGGUGUAAAAACUCCUUCCCCAUCUUUUCUCCAGACCAGUUCAUCUGCAGGUGCUGGGUGGCAUUAUGGAAAUUUUCAUAUGGAAGUAUAGGGAGAUUGUGAUUUGGGGCAUCUAUACGCACGCUGCAAGUAAGAACAUGGUCGUAACUAGAUCAGCUAGCAUGAUCAUGCCCGUAGUACUACGAUUACGUUUCUUGUGUCGCUCGCUCAUCUUCCUGAAGCGUUAGCAUUGAAUGGAAAAUAGAAUGACUGCUCCAGCAUGUUGUGAGAUGAAAGCCCCAUAAUUUUGACAAACGAUGUCUGGGGAUUCGGAAUACCCACUUGCAUGACAACUCGGGGCGUGAAGAUGUGGAUGCGUUUUUACACAGCUGGAUAAAAUCCUCCUGCUCAGCAGCAGCCGCUUUUCACAAGUCAGCUGUGCACGACAGCAGGAGCUCAACACAUUACGACAAAACUGGUUGUACCCCACCGCGCAGCCGACUGCAUUCGCAAAGUGCAACCGCCCGUUCAGUCUGCAAGAGGAGGGGGCAGCACGACCGCAAAGACGAGAACGACAUUUGCUGGCCGUGAAGCAGAUCAAUACUUCCACUUCAGCAUCACCGCCCCCAACUGCAACCUUUCCUGUGACUCCCUGGAGCAGACCUACCUCCCCGUUUGGCUCGACUGGCUGACCAAGCACGCCAAGAAAGGUCCUGCCGCCGCAAGCCGUGGCGGGGGGCCGUUGAUCCUGGUUUGUGAGGAGCUAAAUUUGGAGAACAACCAGAUCGGCGACCAAGGGGUCCAGGCGCUCUGCCGCUGGCUGGGGAUCGGGCACGGCGUGAAGCAGCGGGCGAAGCUGAUUCGGUGCGGCAAGCUUUCGCUGAACAACAACUUGAUCGGCGAUUUCGGUGCAAACCUCGUCGGGAUUUACCUGCGGGAGCAAGCCGCGAUCAGUGCGACUGCAAGCAUGAAAACAUCUUCAAUAUCUUCCGGACUUACUAUCAAAAAUCCGUCUGGAGGUGCUUCGACGACAGCAUCGCAACUUUGUCGAGGUAACAACUCUUCCAAUUUCUCUUCGUUCUCUCUGUCCCCGCUCCCGUUGGUCCGCGAGGUCAACUUGUCGAACAACUUCAUCACACCCGAUGGGUGCGCCGCGAUCUUUGAGUGCCUCGCGGACAGCGCGGCGGCGUACCAAAACUUGCCGAAAAACAUGCCUCCGUUGGUCUUGCGACUGGAGCAGAACUUCAUCGGGCGGACGGAAGAAGAGGCAGUUACGUUUGUGCGGGACAUGGAGGCUUUCUUCUGCCUGCCCCGGGUAAAUCGCAACUGGGAUGCGAUGUUGGACAACAACGAAAUGGACGGCUCCGUGGAUGACGGCAGGCGGGGAGGAGAGGAGCGCUCCUACGCCAUACAAAUUGACCAUUCCCCCCGUACACGUACAAGAAUAAGAAAAUGAAUAUGCCAUGGCUCGGAACCUCCCAAUAGAAUAGCUCACCGGAAAAUUUUGGUUGAUUUCACUGGGGAAUGAUUUUCGUUUCCGGGCACCUGAGCGCGUCCACCGACGCCUCCACAUGAUCGCCGGGCAAUCGCUACGCCGCAGCACUGCGGUACUGGGAAAGACAAAGAAGUGAUAUUUCAGUGAAAUCUCACUUUUUCCAGAAUCUCACUUUUGGGCGCCCAAAAGUGAGAUUUCUCAAAAAGUGAGAUUUCAGUGAAAUCUCACUUUUUCCAGAGUCUCACUUUUGGGCGCCAAAAAGUGAAAUUUCUCAAAAAGUGAGACUUCAGUGAAAUCUCACCCAUUUCCCAGUGCGGUACUGGGAAAGGGGUGAGAUUUCAGUGAAAUCUCACUUUUUCCAGAAUCUCACUUUUGGGCGCCCAAAAGUGAGAUUUCUCGAAAAGUGAGAUUUCAGUGAAAUCUCACCCAUUUCCCAGUGCGGUACUGGGAAACGGGUGAGAUUUCACUGAAAUCUCACUUUUUCCAGAGUCUCACUUUUGGGCGCCCAAAGGUGAGAUUUCUCAAAAAGUGAGAUUUCAGUGAAAUCUCACCCAUUUCCCAGUGCGGUACUGGGCUCCAGUGGGGCACUGGAGCCCAGUCCCACACUGGGAAACACGUGAGAUUUCAGUGAAAUCUCACUUUUUCCAGAGUCUCACUUUUGGGCGCCCAAAAGUGAGAUUUCUCAAAAAGUGAGAUUUCAGUGAAAUCUCACCCAUUUCCCAGUGCGGUACUGGGCUCCAGUGCGGCACUGGAGCCCAGUAUCACUUUUUCCAGAAUCUCACUUUUGGGCUCGAAAGUGAGAUUUCUCAAAAAGUGAGAUUUCAGUGAAAUCUCACCCAUUACCCAGUGCGGCACUGGGAAACGGGUGUGAUUUCAGUGAAAUCUCACUUUUUCCAGAGUCUCACUUUUGGGCGCCCAAAAGUGAGAUUUCUCAAAAAGUGAGAUUUCACUGAAAUCUCACUUUUUCCAGAAUCUCACUUUUGGGCCCGAAAGUGAGAUUUCUCAAAAAGUGAGAUUUCAGUGAAAUCUCACCCAUUUCCCAGUGCGGCACUGGGAAACACGUGAGAUUUCAGUGAAAUCUCACUUUUUCCAGAAUCUCACUUUUGGGCGCCCAAAAGUGAGAUCUCUCGAAAAGUGAGAUUUCAGUGAAAUCUCACUUUUUCCAGAGUCUCACUUCUGGGCGCCCAAAAGUGAGAUUUCCCAAAAAGUGAGAUUUCAGUGAAAUCUCACCCAUUUCCCAGCGCGGCACUGGGAAACGGGUGAGAUUUCACUGAAGUCUCACUUUUUCCAGAAUCUCACUUUUGGCGCCCAAAAGUGAGAUUUCUCAAAAAGUGGGGGCAUUUUUAAGAGUGUGCAUGUAGUGCGUAGGCACAGGAAUUGUCCGCUUUGUAUUAUUGUUAUUGUAUAUGAGUCGUAGUGGUAUUGGUAGGAGAUCAUGGCCCGCGCAGCCUUUCACCUCUGUCGACCGCGCAGCAUUUCAUUUGUAUGGGGCAUUUAUGAAGCAGAGAGCGCCAAAUUGUGUAGGUGCUAAUGUGAAGUUUUGCCGUUUUCGCCUCCCAGUGUUUUGCAGAAAAAUUUUCCGGUGAAGAGGGGGGGGCUUUUCCGAUCCAUGGAAUAUGCAUACAGAAGUUUUGGCAACGUCAAGAAACUUGUUGGACUACUCGUGAUGCUGAAACAGGUUGGAGAAGAGUUUUGUCAUGCGCAACUGAGUGGAGCAUUUGGAUUUGUCCGUGUGCGGAAAAUUUACCGUGGAUACGACUGGUAGUGGCUCUGCUUCAUCCGGUUUUCUCCCUGCCGCGGACGAGGGCAGGGAUGAGAUGAUGAAAAGUGCAACUAGUAAUACCGACGCCGCGAAGGGCCAUCUUCAGCUUCUUGCGGAGAAGAGGUUAAAAGAAUUGGCAGACGAAGAGAGAAGUGCCAGAGCAGUAGACAAGGAAAAAGAGGACCCGCAGAGCACUGCUCUCGCGCUGGACAAGAACAAUCUUCAGCGUGAAGGUACAAGAACGACACAGAGGUCGUCCAAUAAAUCAAGUUCUGCUUCUGUUGAAGGUAGAGAAAACGUCGACGGCGAGCACGUCGACGAAGCCAAGGACGCACUGGAUCUCGAACUGGAGAGAACGAUUGCUGAAAACGCGAGCGCCGUGUCGUUUUUCGAAGACAUGGUAGAAAUUGACGAGGAGGAUGAGCAAAAUCAAUUCGAUGCUUCCCGCCCUGGCUUCUCUGCGGAAAAAGGACACGAGCCAGCGGAAUCGCCGACCGAAGAAAGAAAGACCACGAUCAUGGGAGUUCCUGGGAAUGACGUUUCCAGGAGUCGUGGUGCUCGUGGACCUGGACAACUGAAGAAAUUCGAAAGGGAUCUUCAUAUUACCCAAGACUCCUCCUCGAGGGCUCUGGACGUGUGUGAAAAUGCGGGGGAAUUUUUCUUGAACGAAGUAGAGGAUGGAGAUGGUGAAGAUGAUGAACAAGAUUGUUCUUCCCUUCGACCAGAAUCCUGCGGUCUGGAGGAAGAUGAAGAACAGGAACAAACCAUAACCAAGUCGACCGGCGAGCAGCAGGACCUUCGUGUCCAUCCCCGCCUGUUCCGCGUAUUUCCCGAUGAUGAGGAGCGGAAGCACGCUAUUGUGAGGAAAAAUCUCCCCUCCCCAUAUCAAGAAAGCGGAAAUCUGUGAUGCAGAUUUGUGGUCACAAAUCAGCUCUGUCUUGCAGAAACGAAGCGCAAGCGCAUGCUAGGCCUGUUUAGGUCCAUAGUAGAGGUCUGGCUCUUCAGCAUAAUAGAUGUUGCUGCUGUAGGCUAAAGCGCAUCAAAGAUGGCCUGCCCAGUGCGUCGCUUCGCUCUUGCUUCACCUUCCCAAGUAUGCAAUAGUGAUACAAACGCAUUUGCGUACACAAAUCAGCAAAACAAUUUUGCUUGUGGUGCGUUUAUUUUCGAUAUGGGGACGAGGGGGCUUUUUUCACUUUGAUACACGCCCUGUUCGAAUCUAGGUACAGCAACGACCUCGGGGAGAGGGCGGCCAAUUCCGCAACCCUGGCCCACCUGGUUGCCUUCCAAAACCAGAAGCUCGCCCACGAGGUCCACUGCGCCAGCGCGGCGGGGUCCGCGAAGUGGCAGGCCCCGCGACCGCUGCCCCCCUACUCCGCCCGGGACCGGAUUCUCCUGGUGGGUGAAGCCAAUUUCACGUUCGCCGGAGCCCUUUGCCGAUUUUUGGGGAAGAGGAAUUGCAGUGGGAUAACGGCGACGGGGUACACAGACUCGUUUACCUAUGGAACGGCCAACUUCAUCAGGGGGAAAAUGUGGAAAAUCAAAAUGUUGCUGUAGAAUAAAGAAGUAGUAAUGUUUCCAGAUGAAGACAAGAAGUUGACGCCGGUACAGGUUCUUCCAAGGCUUGACAUUUCUUCUAAGUGGUGCGUGGCAAUGCACGUAUCUUUCCACGCGGCUGCGUAGAGUCAUUUCGUCAUCCUGUUUCGGGAAAAUGGCGGCGCUUGUUUCAUGCUAUAAUUUUCAAACACUUUGUUCAUCCGUGAGUCCAACCUGGCGUUGUAUGAGCGGGCGCGCUUGCCUCUGCUUCCUGACAGGCAGUACGUAUCUGUGUCUCCCCGCUACUUAUUUGCACUCGGGGAUGCAUUUGAUGUUACGCGGCUUGGGUACUAUAUCUGGGCACUUCGUGCACCACAGUACUCACAUCGAGAUCGAUUCUCACUAAUACCAUUUCCCCCCUCCUGACACACCCAUACCCAAGACUACGAGAAACUCGGAGACCAGGGCUGCGUGCUCGGCGCGAAGGACAGAAAACGCCAGCGUACGGAAGAGAAGAAGACUCGGAAAAAUAAACUGAAGCAAGCGAAAAAAGCGAAAAUCUCACCGCAGACAAGAGCAGAGCCCGCACCCCCGCCGCAACAGAGUCCGGCGGUGGCGAUGUUGUUUUCCAAUCUGGUCGGGGCGACGAGGCCUUCCUCGGCCAAAAAUGGCACUGCUACUAGCGCCGGACAGCGGCCCGGUGCAGCUUCAAGUAGUACUAGAAGUGACCUGUUCUGGAAGGACCGGACGUUCGGACAGGCAGCAGGGGAGGAGGACGUCGAUGAUGACUCCGGGAGCAGCAGCGAUGGAGAACAGAAUUUCGAAGACAGUUUGACGUUGCGGAUGUCGGCGAAAAUUUGCGCGGACAUCGUCGAAAAAUACGGCGGCUACGUGGUGAAGGACCGGGCAAUUGACGCGACAAUGUUACAUUCUCUGGACCUGGUCAAGCAAAGUGAGGUGGAAGUAGCUCUUUCCAAAAGGAUGAACUUGAACACCACGAGAGCCUCUUUUUCCAGUCGUUCUGCGACAAUGAAAGCCCUCGAGAAGAACAUCACGUCCUUCACUUACGUGAUUUGGAAUUUUCUAUGAUAGUGGACAACUUACAACUAGUACUCCCCCUCGGCGUCCCUCAUUUGCGAUGCAAAAUGCUAUAAUUUUUUCGUGUGUGCUGUCUGUCUUUAGCAGAACGAUAUACUACUGCACAACAAGUCCCGGCGCAGCUUGAGGCUUGUGCUUGAGCAGCACUACAGCCCCGCCACCGCGGAUUUGCCAUGCAGAAGGAGCUCCUCUUGUUGCAUAUUUCAUUCACAUGGUUUCUGUUCCUAGAAGACAUGCGCGUCAAAUGAGGGGUGGAACUAAGGGGAGAAGUUCGAGUUGUCAACUCUCAUAUUUUCCGCACACGGGUGUGAAGCAAGGCGCUUACUUCGACGAGGUGACGGGACGAAGGCUCGCGAAGUUCGAUUGGUAUCAAAAGGACAAAUCGAUUCAGAGCAACCAAGCCGCCCUGUUUGACGUUUUCGCUUCGAUGACCAAGUGCUGCACGAUGACAAACAAACAACCUGCUCUGCCUUCUUCGUCCUCCAAAAACGUGCCCAUCUCCGACUUGAUCACCUCGCAAACCCGGGUGCACAUAACGCUGAAGACGACGGAACUGUACAAGCAGUGGCGGUUGGAAGACCUGGCGGCGACGCAGGGCUGGUACCUGAAGCGGCAGCUCCCUUUUGCGUACCACAUGUUUCUAUCAACUGUAAAAAUGUCUGGGUCUGGAAGAAUUCAUGUUUGUCAUGCUUGUCUGGCAUGACUCUUAAAUCUGUCAUGCACGUUACCCAAGAGCUGCGUUUUUCUGUGAUGCAGAAGCGCAGUUUGUCAUGCAGAAUAGAUAACACCUAGGAGCUCAGAAACUUGUCAUGCUGAGCCAGCAUUUGUAGCCUCAUCAUGAGACGCUACGCAGCAUCACAAGUUCCCAGACCCAGACAUUUUUACAUUUGAUAGUUCCAAGAAUUUGGGUACCAACACGAGGCGACCCGGUUUUCCGCGAAAAACCUUCAAGUGCCGCAUUUGGACGAGGCGGUGACGUUUGAAUUUGGGUUCCGACCCCACAUACACUUCCGCUGGCGCCAAACCCCGGAGGGACGGGAGGGGUGGGGGUUGAUGUAGUGGUGCGUCGGGAGAAGUAGCUAUCAACUCGUCCCGCACGGGCGGUGUGUUCUCAACGGUGCUGCUUAUUAAGUGGCUGUUAUGAAGAAGAAAAGAAUCUUUUCAAAAGAUAAAGAAGCUCAACAAGCACAAGCUGAAGCUUCCUCUUCACGAGGAAACGGAUAUUCGCAACUUUUUAGGAAGGUAGACAGUGGCGUCGCGAUCGCGACAUCAGUGGCGUGCUACUAUGAU
This is a messenger RNA of Amoebophrya sp. A120, 9181 nucleotides long. Lineage: Eukaryota; Dinophyceae; Syndiniales; Amoebophryaceae. The record is from the annotation of a GenBank genome assembly.